AUGAAUUCUAUUUUCAAUUACGCAUCUGACUGCCCAAACGAACAUUACAUAACCGACCUGUUGGAUCUGAGAGAGCAGUUAGCCGAAAUCGAAAAGUUAUUAACCGCAUCGUCGGCGAAAAAAAAUUUUCGUUAUGAAUUCGUCGAGCACUACGUUGACCUGACAGCCGCGGACUAUGUCCUUUCUCUACAAAACAAAAUCAUUCAGAUGGAGGGCGUGAAAAUGUUUUUAAAUGAGAACCAGAUGUUCGCGAACGGGUCAUUGAUUGAAGACCUUAUCGAGUUAGUUUUGCCGAGUUGUCAAAAUAUGCUGAAACUUUUAGAAGAAAUUUCGUCUCAGCAAGAUAGUAUUGUUAGCGUUGCCUCGAGGCUUACCGUCAAUGAUAACAAAAAUGAUGAUGUUAAUAAUAAUAUUGUUAUCAUUAAUGUUAAUAAUGACAAGAGUACUGACCAAGUUAAUAAUGAUAGCAACAAAUGCAUUGAUGUUCCCUCCGAAAAUGAAAAAUCUUCUUUUGCUAUCAACUCCUCUAUUAAAAAUUCAACUUAUGAAACUGUACCAGCAGUUCAAGGUAAAACCUCAACUGACUUGAAACAAACUGGCCUUAACGGUUUGAAAUCUGAAUAUGAAACAUGUGAUGAUGAUACCAAGUAUUUCGAGACUACUGAUAACUUGUUAGCCAAUUUCAAAGUAAAACCAGCUGAAAUAGUUCUAGAUGAAAAUGUUAACGACAUGAAAUUAACUAAUGAGAACGGCUUGAAACUAGCUAAUAAGAUCGAUUCAUAUUCUGAUGAAAUCGACUCAAACUUAGCUAAACUCGAUUCAAAUCCAGCUAAGAUCGAUUCAAACUUAGCUAAAUGCGACUCAGGACCAAAGCACAAGGAAGACAAGUUUAAAUCGGAAGAGAUUAACGAAAUAACAACAAAAAGAAAGCCAAACACUGACGACAUCAGCACAAUAGAAGAUAUGAAUUCUUCUUUAUCCUUCGAAAUUAUGACUUCUAAAUCGAUAAAUCUUGCCAAUCAGCUGUUUUCUUUGCACAAAAUCUAUAUGAAUAAUAAUAAUUUGGAUUCUUCCACUUCUUUCACACGUAAAAGUAAAAACUAUUCCGAAGAGAAUGAAGCAAAAGAAACGAAUUAUACUAUUCUAGACCUCAAUGACAGCAAUUUAUUUUCUAUUCCAGAGACUGUCCGAAACGAAACUGAAGCUAAUUUUGACUGGGAAUUUUUCAGUUUGGACCAUAUAGAGAACAAAUUCAAUAGCGAUUUGUUACAACCUCAAAGCGUCAACAUAUCAGAUUUUUCCGAUGAAAGAGGCUAA
Molecule: messenger RNA, 1317 nt
Organism: Helobdella robusta
Lineage: Eukaryota; Metazoa; Annelida; Clitellata; Rhynchobdellida; Glossiphoniidae
Exons: 1
Coding region: 1-1317 (438 amino acids)
Source: RefSeq, a predicted model, not a curated record